AUGGCCCGACCAUCAUGGAUUGUCUCUCCCCUGCCGUACUUACUACUACGACUGCUACUGUUGUGUUCUCUACUUUCUCUCGUUGCUUCUCGUCCCACUAUAGAUCACCGUGAUCCCUUCUCCACGGCAUGCUCGCCUACCACGGCAGUACCCCUCGCUCACCAUUGCAUUGACUCGGAUCCCCACGACCAUUCGGCUUCGUCUGGAUCCCUUGCGACAGCCGCCCUUGCGGUCUAUGAACAGCAGCAGCCCGCUCCCGCUGACCACUCGGCGAGCUCGACAUUGGCAGUCGCUGCCGAGUCGCUUCAGCAGAUGACGCGCAAGGUCAAAGCGGCCAUUGCAACCCUCACCUCUCUAAUCCUCUACGUCUCCAUCAACAGUCUAGCCCGGACCCUCCGCCCCAACGCCUGGGUCUGGUACGAAGAGGAUAAGGAAGAGCCGAGCUGGCUGGCCACCUCGGGGUCAUGGUUCGACCGCAAGGCAUGCCGCUGGCUCGGAGUCUGCGGCGCAACACACUUUCGCAUGAUCUCCCGACACUAUGGACAUCGUGAUCCGACGCGCUGGUCCGAAUUGAAUGACGAAAAUUUGGCAAAGAAGCCGUGGCGGACGUGGUGGACUAGCGGGGCCGAUAAGGAUAAUCAGUCCGAGUGGGAUGCCGAUGAGCGGGCGCGACGGGAGAUCCCCGACUACGUCUUCGACUAUGCCCCACUCGUCCAUCUUUAUUCCGGCGAGCAGUUUUGGCCCGGGGAUAUCGCUGAGCAUUUAUAUCAUACGACGCCCAUGCUCAAUUAUACCCCGAUUCAGGCCCAAUGGGAUCAUCCUACGUUGGAAGAUUUGAAUGGGUUGAAUCAGUGGGAGGGUGGUCGCCAUGUGUUUUUGACUAGUGAUGAUGACCCCACUACGCGCCCGCCGUGGCUUGAAGGGGAGCAGAAUAUUCCCCGCAUACCAGGGAAUGAUGAAGAUGAAGAUGGCAACGGCAAUGGCAAUGCCUUGGAUGAGUCUUGGGCCGAUUGGGAUGGCCGAGUCGACGGUGAAAUUCUAGAUGAGAGUGAUGACGAUCGCGCCGAAUGGGACGACUUGAGACGAUAUACCGAGGAAGGACGGGACCGCAUAGAACAGGAACAGCUAGCGCGGGAAUCAGAGGAAGCCCAUCGCCGCUUCAAGCAGGAAUUGAGGAAGCGAUACGGGGGGCAUCCUCCUGUUCAGGAACCUCUUCAGGGGAGUCGCAAUCAGGGCGCUGGAGGUCGCAGUGAUGCGCCUGCAGUCUUGCUGGUGAUGGACAAGGGAAACGGAAUUGUGGACGCCUUUUGGUUCUACUUUUACAGCUUCAACCUUGGGAAUACCGUUGUCAACGUGCGAUUUGGGAACCACGUUGGCGAUUGGGAACACUGUCUGAUGCGAUUCCACAAUGGCCAGCCGAAGGCCCUCUUCUUCAGCGCGCACACUGCCGGCGAGGCAUAUCGGUACGAAGCAGUUGAGAAAAUUGGACGACGGCCGGUCAUCUACUCCGCCGAAGGAAGCCACGCCAUGUACGCUCACGCCGGCGUCCACGAAUACAUCCUCCCCUGGGGCCUCCUCCACGACAUCACAGACCGCGGCCCCCUCUGGGAUCCCGUCCUAAACGCCAAAGGCUACACCUACGACUACGACACGGACGACCUCCGCUCAUCAACAUUUACACCUGACGCACCGACGGAGUGGUUCUAUUUCCGGGGCCACUGGGGUGAUAAAUUUUACCCGCUGGGUGAUUCUCGGCAGUAUCGCUUUGCGGGCCAGUACCAUUAUGUUAAUGGGCCUAUUGGACCGAGAUUUAAGCAUUUGAAUCGUCGGAAGGUGUGUCAGGGACCUGAUCGCGAGGCUUGUGUUAUUAGGGAUUACAUUGGUGAGGCGAAGAGGGCGCCUAGGUGGGCUGAGGUUGGGGUUGGAGAGUGA
Molecule: messenger RNA, 1932 nt
Organism: Penicillium cataractarum
Lineage: Eukaryota; Fungi; Ascomycota; Eurotiomycetes; Eurotiales; Aspergillaceae
Exons: 3
Coding region: 1-1932 (643 amino acids)
Source: RefSeq, a predicted model, not a curated record